AUGAGUGCUGCACAGUACGCUCGGUUGGUGCCGAAAAAGUAUCGUUCGCGGACGCUUCCGAAGGUCGACCGUCCGUGGCGGCCACGUGUCAUCGCUUGGGCCGGUCCUGCCGCUUUCUAUCCAAAUAGGUGAGAAAUAGUUGAGUUGGCGAAGUUUUAUAAAAGUUAUUGCUCGUGCUGUUUGAAACUAAAGUUCGAGCUUGUAAACAUUAUUAAAGAUGACUUCUGAGAUGAACCGAUAGUCCGAAGCAACUACAUUUUCAUAAAAUGGUUCCUUAAGAUUCUACGAGAUCGACAAAUGGUACAAAGCUCGGAUCGACAAGCCGGAAAAGCUGCCGCAAAUGCACAUUAUCGAUCCGUCGGAGCACACGAAAGCGUUGAGUGAACUGCUCGCCAAACGUAUGUUUUCAUAUCUAUUUUCCGUUUCUCAAAAUAGAUGAGUUUUCAGCUGAUUUCGUGCCAGUCAAUAUCGGAUUCAAGAAAAAUGAAACAAGUUCGAAAGCGACAACGACAGAAGAAGAUCGUGCCGAACUGGAGAAAAAGUCCCGACAUAUGCAACGUGAGAUUUUUUCGCCAAUUCAUUUCUUAAAUCAUUUUUUCAGUGAAAAUCGACAUCGACUCGCUUGAUGUGCAAAGUCUCGCCGUUUACCGCCAUUUUCUCGUUUUCGAUCACCUUUUCGGAGAGAACGUCUUCUUUGAUAACGUCCAAAAACUGGAAGUGAACUUCGGCGACAAUAUCGUUCACAACGGAAACAUUCUGACGGCCAACGUGACGAGCUCAAGGCCAGAAGUGUCGAUUGAAAACGUCGGAAAAGACGGAUUCAGCACGCUUUUGAUGGUGAAUUUGGAUGGAAAUGCACUCGAGAAGAAGGGCGAAGUCGUCCAGUGGCUGGUUGCCAACAUCCCGAACGGACAGGAAGUGUCCGCUGGAAAAGAGGUUGAUCCGUUCAAACAGUUUCUGAAUAAUAGAAUAAAGAAUUCAGGUGGUCGAGUAUCUGCAGCCGCUUCCCUUCUACGGAACUGGAUUCCAUCGUGUCGCUUUCGUUCUGUUCCGGCACAAUCAGCCAAUCGAACUGAACUGGAAUGGGUCCGUGAAAAUAAUUUUUUGAGUCGAUAACAAUUAUUUAAGAACAUCACUCGAAAAUCGAAUCCAGGCAAUUGCACAAUUCUACAAAAACAAUGAGAGCAUUCUGACUCCAUCCGCUAUCCGAUUCUUCCAAACGUCAUACGAUGACAGUGUCAAAAAAGCUCUGCAUUCACUUGGUAACGGAAAAGAAGAGAAAAGUAUCCACUCUAUCAUGUUUGAGGCUUGAAAUCGCCGCUCUACGAAUACGAAUACACACCCGCUUUGAAGCCAACACAACGAGAGUUCCCGGAGAAACCACAGCCGUUCGAUCUGUACCUGGAUAUGUACAGAGAUUCGAAAGAAGUGGAACAGGAAAUUUUGGAGCAACGACUGGCGGCAGUGCAAUUGGAAGACGUGCAGGUGAGCAAGACAAAGGUGGCGAAGCGGAAAGAUAAGGAGAAGGAAACAGGAAAACCCGCCGCCCUUUGCCCCAGACUACAGUACCCUCCUCUAUGAUUAGUUAUCAGUUUGAACAUUGACCAAAUUGGUUUUCUCCGUUAUCAACGUCGUGUAGCUCACGUGGCGGAGACACUUAAAUCCGGAUGGAGUCUUCUGGCGAAAGACGUCAGCAACGGAAUGAGGGGAAUGUUUGUGCUUGCAGGAACCGAAAUGGGUUGAUCCGGAUUACGUGGAGAACAAGAAGAAACUUCCGGCAUGGCUGCACGCGAAGAUGAUCGAGAGGAAGAGCGUCGGACACGCAAAGUACCACAACGAAGUUAAAUGA
Caenorhabditis sp. 36 PRJEB53466 is the source of this 1849-nucleotide messenger RNA. NCBI's taxonomy places the organism in Eukaryota, Metazoa, Nematoda, Chromadorea, Rhabditida, Rhabditidae. The record is from the annotation of a GenBank genome assembly.